ACUUAUUUUGCUAUACUAUUACUAUGCUAUAUUAUCAGCCAUGCAACUCUGGACUGUAUCGCUUGCGCUCUCUCUGAACUUUGUCCAUCUAAAUUUGAUCAAGACUACAAGAGGUCAGUACGGGUGGCUGGCGUCCCUCCCAUAUGCGGCGGUCCACAGCGAAUCCACACGUACUGCCGAGACUGUUUGGUAGAGUUUACAAACAGAAGUCUAGUCGUGCAGCUCUGUUUGGUACAACCACAGAAGGCAUCCGUCCUGCGGCCUUUAGUAUGUACACUAGGAGAGCUGCAUAGCUGCAGAAGAAGUUGCUUUGGCAGUUGUCCUGAGAGAACUACUUCCAACAAUGUCGCUGCCUGGAACUAGACAUUUUCUAUUAUUUCUCCUCUCGAUUGUAGUACUUUCAAUCAUAUAUUUCCAAUUUCGAGUUCAACAUAUAUGGAAAUCAGGCGCGUCUGCACAAUCAAUUAUCUUCUUCCCCCAAGGACGAUCAGCCAAUGAAAGCAGCCCACAGGACAAACCAUCCAAUCAACUGCCGCCUAAGAAAAAGACUGCCAAUCAAAAGAAGGGACCGAAACGCACGACGGUCUUCAUCGUUACGCAGAUGAGAAGCGGCUCGUCAUUGGUUGGAGAGAUAUUCAACGAGCAUCCGAGAUGUUUUUAUUACUUCGAACCGCUUCACUCUGUGAGGUAUUACAAAGACCAUGCCCACGACAGUCCAGCUAUGCAGCUCAGAAUGCUUGACGGUAUAUCGCGAUGCGAGUUUGGAGGGCUGGAUAAGUUUCUCACCUUUUACUUGGACACUAGAGCGUCGCACUUCGGAGGGAUGAGGAAAAGUAAAAUGCUGCAGAAACUGUGCCGGAAAUACAACUCACCCAAGGGGAGAGUGUGCCCAAUACCUCGUGACGUCAUUUCCGACCGUGUAGGGGAGGUCUGCAGAUCAGCAAACUUCACUGUCGUGAAAACCAUUCGUGUCGACGACAUCCGGGUAUUCCGCGCCAUAGCGGAGAGCAGGGAUCGUACCGGAAAUGACGUCAAAAUCAUCCAUUUGGUGAGAGAUCCCAGGGGAGUCACCUCGUCACGUCUGUCUCUAGACUUCAAGGACGAGUCGUCAUUUUCGGACAGUAAAGUCAACGAUAGUAAAGUGGAAAACUUGUGUAAGUGGAUGGUAAGGAACGUCCAGUUCAAAGACCAGGCAAAAGAAUGGUUACAGGAUAGAUACAAAUUAGUUAGAUUUGAAGAUAUCGCCACGUCACCACUUCGUGUGGUUAAAGAAAUGUACGCAUUUGUCGGUAUCCCGCCCCACAAAACGGUGUUCCGCUGGGUAAAGAACAACACUAAUGUAACAAGGCGGAUCAAAGAUCCUUAUUCACAGCGGGGGAACUUAAAAGAGACCACGAACUCUUGGAGGGACAGGCUUACAUUUUCCGCCGUGGAAAAAAUUCAAGGGGCCUGUGGAGAGGCUAUGAGACUCCUAGGCUACAAAAGCGUGAAGGAUUUAGUACAAUUACGUAAUAGCUCCAUAUCCCUUAUAGGAAAACUUGAUGCGGCUGUUAUCCAUGUCUGAAUGUCUGUACAUGCAGAGUAGAUAUCCGGUAAUGAGAUACGCGGUACAAAAGUUACCGAAGUGACCGGAUAAGUUUUCUAAACUGUCAGAUGUUUCGCUUUUCCCACUGUUGUUCUCCAGUGAAGCCAUUUCGGAUGCUGCCUGAGACGUCUAACUGUUAAUAAAACUUAUGCAGUUGCUUGAAUAACUUUUGUAUUGACGAUGUGUUAAUGUUUUCUUUUUUAUCAUGUAUGACAGAUACGUUUUUCAGCCAACACAAUAUUUAAUUCAAUUCACGAUCUUUCUAUGACUGAUUUUUAUCAUUACAAUCAGGUAUUAUCUGACGGACGGACGAUAGCAUAGCAGGCAUGUAAAGCGCAUAUCUAGUUGAAGCUGUGGCACGUUGGAAGAGCGAUUUGACAGACUGCUCAACGGAUUUCAUCGAUAAAAAAAAAUCUUUUUA
This is a messenger RNA of Branchiostoma floridae (Florida lancelet), 2006 nucleotides long. Its product is annotated as carbohydrate sulfotransferase 3-like. Lineage: Eukaryota; Metazoa; Chordata; Leptocardii; Amphioxiformes; Branchiostomatidae. Gene Ontology annotation, biological process: N-acetylglucosamine metabolic process; sulfur compound metabolic process. The coding region runs from base 344 to 1564 and encodes 406 amino acids. The record is from RefSeq and is a predicted model, not a curated record. Gene Ontology annotation, molecular function: N-acetylglucosamine 6-O-sulfotransferase activity. The transcript is spliced from 2 exons.